AUGGCUCAUCCAGGUCGAGGAACCGAGGGGACUCUGGACCUGCAUGCAUGCCUCACACGAGUUUGCCUAUCCCAGAUCCCUGACGGGUCAGGAUGUCCUCUUGCCCAAGCUGGGGGAUUCACAAGUGUCUUCUCGCCUUCAGGUCCUGAGCACUGGCACCAGGACUUUCCCAUUGCCAGUGGAGAGCGCCAGUCCCCAGUCGACAUUAACACCAGUGCAGUCAAGUAUGACUCUGCCCUGAAGACCCUGUGCCUUAGCUAUGACCAACCGAUUUCUCAAAGGAUCAUCAACAACGGCCACUCUUUCAAUGUGGAGUUUGAUGACCCCCAGAACAAAGCAGAGCUGAAAGAUGGACCCCUGGAUGGCACAUACCGAUUGGUUCAGUUUCACUUUCAUUGGGGCUCAUCUGAUGGGCAUGGUUCGGAGCAUACUGUGAAUAAACUGAAAUAUGCUGCAGAGCUGCACUUGGUGCACUGGAAUACCAAAUAUGGGGAUUUUGGAAAAGCUGCGCAGCAACCCGAUGGACUGGCUGUUCUGGGUGUUUUCUUAAAGAUUGGUAGUGCUCACCCAGGCCUUCAGAAAGUUCUUGAUGUACUGGAUUCCAUUAAAACAAAGGGUAAGAGCACUGAAUUCAAAAACUUCAAUCCUCGUGUCCUCCUUCCUGAGAGCCUGGACUACUGGACUUACCCAGGCUCACUGACCACGCCUCCUCUUCUGGAAAGUGUGACCUGGAUUGUACUCAAGGAACCCAUAACUGUUAGCAGUGAGCAGAUGACAAAGUUCCGUAAACUUAAUUUCAGUGCAGAGCACGAGCCUGAAGAGCUGAUGGUGGACAACUGGCGCCCCACUCAGCCACUGAAGAACAGGCAAAUCAGAGCCUCCUUCAAAUAAUAUGGCCA
Molecule: messenger RNA, 899 nt
Organism: Fukomys damarensis (Damara mole-rat)
Lineage: Eukaryota; Metazoa; Chordata; Mammalia; Rodentia; Bathyergidae
Gene: Ca2
Product: carbonic anhydrase 2
Exons: 7
Coding region: 1-891 (296 amino acids)
Cellular component (GO): cytoplasm
Molecular function (GO): zinc ion binding; carbonate dehydratase activity
Source: RefSeq, a predicted model, not a curated record